This is a messenger RNA of Epinephelus moara (kelp grouper), 1975 nucleotides long. RefSeq names its product endothelin 2 (gene edn2). NCBI's taxonomy places the organism in Eukaryota, Metazoa, Chordata, Actinopteri, Perciformes, Serranidae. Gene Ontology annotation, molecular function: endothelin B receptor binding; hormone activity. The coding region runs from base 109 to 627 and encodes 172 amino acids. Gene Ontology annotation, biological process: vein smooth muscle contraction; intracellular calcium ion homeostasis; regulation of systemic arterial blood pressure by endothelin. The record is from RefSeq and is a predicted model, not a curated record. Gene Ontology annotation, cellular component: extracellular region. The transcript is spliced from 5 exons.
UUGCUGCUCUCCAGCCUCAACUCACACAUCUGUAAAGACUCGGCUGCACCUCUUGAAGUGUGUCAACUGACUGCUGCUGCUUUUACACAUCAGGACAUCAGGCGCUACAUGAUGAUGGCUUCCUUCAUGUGCAAGACACUGGCUUUUUUUGUCAUCUGCAUGGCUCUGCAAGAGGGUUGUGGACUCCCCUUAUCAGAGCAGGCUAAGCUGCCAGCUCAGGCUCCACAUCCACACAGAGUCAGGACCAAACGCUGCUCCUGUAACAACUGGGAUGAUAAAGAGUGCAUCUACUUCUGCCACCUGGAUAUUAUCUGGGUCAACACACCAAGUAAACUCCUUCCUUACGGCCUUGGAAGUCCCCUGUCUCGCCGCCGCCGUUCCGCUGAACGGUGUGAAUGCCUCAACCCAGCCGAUAAAACCUGCUCCGGCUUCUGCCACAAAAGCUCAGAGAUUCCAAGUUCAACUACUGUGGGCCCAUCGGUAGAAUCUGCAAGCACAAACAGCAAUAAAUUGCUGGCCUCUCUCAGAUCUGUGGUUAAGUCCAACACUGCGAUCGCACAGGAGAUUCUGUCAACACAUGAGAAAUUGAGUGGAGUAAACAGGCUGAGGAGCUUAACAAGGAGGUAGAGGACUAAGUGAAUGCCAGAAGUGGUUCAACCUCAAUGGAUUCAACCUCCAUGGGUCGCUGACUCCUCCAGCUACAUUCAAUGCCAACCAAGGUUGCGAAUUGUGUCAAAAGUCUUAACAACUCUAGGGCUGCAGAGGUGAAAGGUUGGAAGGCAAAAGAGGCAGUCAGUCAAGCAUUUGAUCAACAAAGCAUCAGAGGACCGGCAGCUCACCAAGCCAGAAGCCCUAAAGCAGGAACAAUGUUGGGUGGAAACAUUUAAAGUCAUUUCUUGAACUCUCUUUGAACUAAACAGAUACCAAGGAAGGAUCAACUGUAGCCAAGAACAUGGAAACUUUUAUCCAUCCUUUUGUGGACCAAAAUCAAGAAAGUUUACAAUGACCGGUCUCUGAUCUGCCAGUCUUGGUUUCUGUGGACAUAACUCUUAUGACUCGUCUGAAAGGACAGUUUUAAACCCACAACUCACCUUUACUGAGGAUUAUAGGAUCAUCACAUAUUCCACAGUCACAUCAAAUCUGUAUUUAGUUGGAAAUUGUUUGUCAAUGUUUACUCAUAUGUCCUUGAAAAUAUUGUGUCAUUGUAGACCUUUGGUUCAGUUUAAUAUUCCUCUGUAUCAGAGCUAGAAUCUGCUGUCCUGCCUAGUGUUUAGGACAAAGAAGCAAAUUGCUUUUUAAUGAUCAGGCAGUACUUGAAAAUGGCAGCUCGAUCACGCUUGGCCCACACAGCCUUAGUGUAAUGAAGGUCAUCUCUUUUGGAUUCAUCCCACAAACAAUUAGCUUUAUACAAGGUCCAUUGCACGCACACACACACACACACACACACACACACACACACACACACACACACACACACACACACACACACACACAGUCAACUUGCUCCAUGCAUAACAACAACAGUAGGUCUAUUGUGUUGGCAGGAGUGUUUAUUGCAUAGCUCCUGUUUAAUGUUUUGAUUGAAGAUAAGCCAAAAGGUUUCAAUGAUGUGCAGCUUGUCAAAAAAAUGCAACAAUUGUUUUUCUCCCCUGACUAAUGUUCUCUUAAUUCUUCUGUAAUUAGCCACUAGGACACGACGACCCUCGACUUGUGUUAUGCAGCUAUUUGCAAUCUAUUUAUCUGUGGCCUGCACUUUUUUCUUCUUCGUUUCACUCCAUCUGCCGUGUUUCAGAAAAUAUUCACCCUCAAAUAUCUCAGUGCUGUUAACGAUGGAUAGUUUACCGGCUUAGAAGUUUACUGUUAAACGCUGAAUUGUAAAUAGAACAAUUUAUUUAUUCUCUAACUUAUUCGGAGAUGUAUUUAUAUUUGUUUGAUGCACUGAAUUUUCUAUGAGAAAAUAAAAAUGCAAGAAAAU